GAGCGGGUCUCUGGUCUUGUGGCCAGGGUGAUUUGGGCGUUCCUUGGCGGGGCCGAUGUGGUACACGGGGUUAUUGAGGGAGGUGAAAGGUAUAUAAGAGAUCGGGGAGCGGUUGAGGACAUCAGCCCAUCUCCUGGUAUCGAUAUCCACCCAGCCAUGACCGUCAUCCAGCAAUCCCGCAGGUACCAUGACUCCGACGCGCCGUACUCUGUCCCCAACGACGAGCCCGAAUGGGAGAGGCUUGACGACAUGACCAGAGGCUUCAGAGCCUACAUGGACGGCAAAUUGACGCUCGCCCCUCUGGAGAACCCCAAGAAAAUCCUGGAGAUUGGCGCUGGAUCUGGUGCAUGGGUCAUACAGGCCGCUGAGACUUACCCCGACGCUGAGGUCGUCGCGGUGGACGUCUCCGAUUUGCCACCCAGGCCGUUCCCAUCUAACGUGCGCUUCGUCAAGCACAACGUGAUUGAGCCUCUGCCCUUCGAGCCCGAGACCUUCGACGUUAUCCACACGCGAGCUCUUCUUAUUCACCUCCCCGACGUACGCAAGCACCUCGCACACUUCGCUACCCGGGUUCGCCCCGGCGGCUACCUCAUCGUCGAGGAGAUCUCGCUCUUCACGUCCAAGACGACGCCGCCGACGCCGCAGAGCGCGGUCUACCGCAAGGCAUGGGGCGCGUUCGUCGAUCACAUGCACAACAACGGGCAGCAGACGGAGCUGGGGAACGUCCCGGACCAGCUUCUGCGGGAUAUGGGGGACGUCUGGGAGAGCGUCGAGGGUCGCACGCUCGAGGUGCCGUUCAACCCGCUGUCCGAUGAUCCCAAUCUCAAUAUCCUUGGCAAGUCGUUGAGGACUUCGCUGAUGCGGGCUAUUAUGGCGGAGCAGAUUCCGGAGCGUGUCGCCCUGGGGUUGACGCCACAGCUGCAGGAAGAAUACGCCCGGGACCACGAUAGCAGCGACCCGGCGUCGACGACUAUCGUUCCCGUUCGCCUAUACUGGGCCAAGAAAGCCUGAUUAUCUGAUCGCUCCGUACACGGUCGAGCAUAGCAUGUAACAUUGUAGCACUUAAGAUCGAGACAUGCGCGUGUAAACUGUAAGGACUGAUAUUGGGUGCAUGCAAGUACAAAAUCACUACAAACAGGUGUACCUGAGAAAGAGAAAAAUCAAGGAGCGUGGGCGAUGCCCGCAUCGCAAAGAUGAAGUAGGUGA
Schizophyllum commune H4-8 is the source of this 1206-nucleotide messenger RNA. Its product is annotated as S-adenosyl-L-methionine-dependent methyltransferase. Gene Ontology annotation, molecular function: methyltransferase activity. NCBI's taxonomy places the organism in Eukaryota, Fungi, Basidiomycota, Agaricomycetes, Agaricales, Schizophyllaceae. Bases 157 to 1011 code for a protein of 284 amino acids. The record is from RefSeq and is a predicted model, not a curated record. The transcript is spliced from 9 exons.